Camellia sinensis is the source of this 1617-nucleotide messenger RNA. The record is from RefSeq and is a predicted model, not a curated record. NCBI's taxonomy places the organism in Eukaryota, Viridiplantae, Streptophyta, Magnoliopsida, Ericales, Theaceae.
AAGAAAGAUUGUUCUAUGAUUUUGAAAUGUGCUUGUGGAUGGUUUAACACUUAAACACGUUCAUAUUUCUGUUCAUCCCCAUUUUGGAGUUGCUUGCAUAAUCAGUUGUGGAACUUCUGGGAGGUUAGUAGCUUAAAACUGGAAUUAAUUACUGACAAUUCUUGCUAUCAUCCUACCAAUUCAUGUUUAAAAUAAUUUUAUUUUGUUUUGAAAAUCUAUACAUAUCUGUGCCAAUUGCAUGUCUUAUUGACAUUUAUAGUAGUGUUGAUAAGCCAUUUCUUACAUAGCACAACUAAUAUACCAAUAGUGCACCUUACCUCCAUGAAAUAUAUCACCUUACCUAUGUGAAAUAUAUUUCUUCUUUUCUGUUUGGAGGACUUUCACAUAGAUUUUGAUCCUUUAUGGUGCAAAAUAUGCAUGUUUCAUCAUUUUUUAAUGUACAUAACACAUCAAAUGCAAACAUUGUUAAACUAAGUGUUUCCUUGGUUAGAUUUUUGUAAUUUAUGUUGUUUAUUUUUCGUCUGGUUCAACUAAAUGCUUUAUUAGCGAUUUUUGUCUUCUACGAUGGCAUUCUUUUUUAAGAAAUUGGAAAAUAAUUUAUGGCGAAUCAUCUCGAGUAAACCUUUUUUGCGAGCUAUGAAUCUUUGGUCUUUAAAUGUUAAGAGUGCCAUUUUGCAAGUCUCAUAUUGUGGCUUCGAUUUGAUAAGAAUCUUUGUUUUGACAGCACUACUACAAAAAUGCUUAAAGAUCAUACUUAAGAAACUAAAACAUGAAACUUUUAAUGAAAAUGUGAUUAAAAAAAUCAAAUUAAUAUUUUAAUCACACCUAAUUUAAUUAAGUGUGAUAGUAUUUAUUUUUUGUCACUUUUUAAUUAAGGAAUUUCUUGCACCAAUUCCCAAGUGACCUCCAUGUAAUGCAAUCAUGUUCUACUAUUUUAAAAAACUUGACAAUCUUUGAUCUUGAACCAGUUAACUUUCAAUUUCAGGAUACUAGCAGGCAUGGAUUUGACGGGUUCCCUUUCCAGUGACAUCCUAUCAUUAUCUGAAUUGCAAUAUCUGGAUCUAUCUAACAACAAGGGUCUGACUGGAACUCUUCCAUCAUUGAUCGGGAAUUUGAAUCAGCUUACAACCUUAAUCCUCAUUGGUUGCAGUUUCUUUGGUCCAAUUCCGGACUCAAUAGGAUCUCUGCAGCAACUGGUCUUCUUCAUUGUCUGCAGAGCUCUGAAUGCGAACAACUUCAGUGGACCAAUCCCGCCUUCCAUUGGUAAUUUGUCUAAUCUUUCAUGGCUAGAUUUAACUGAGAACCAGCUUAAUGGAACAAUUCCAGUCUCUAGUGGGAGCACAACUGGUCUGGAUAUGCUAGUUAAAGCAAGGCACUUGUAUGUCUCACCUCUUUGAAAUAUCAAACUUAAAUUUUAUUUUAUUUUUUUCAAAUUCUAUAGCGACCCCGGUCUUCUCCCAUUUGAUUAUUGUAUCCGGGCUUAGGUUCCGUAGAUUCUGUCAUUGUAUUAUUGUUGUUAUUGUCCCUUAUUUGCUCAUUUGGACUUAUAAGAUGUGUUGGGCAGGUUUGUUUCAGGUUGGUUGGGUUUAGAAACCAAGUGUUGCCGUCCAGAAUUUU